AUGAUCGAGAGUGAGAAUUGUGAUGUCAGAGUCACAAUAUUUGCGAUUUUUUAUUAUCAACAAUUGGAAGAAGAGACCAUAAAUGCAUUGGUAGCUCAGAUGAUAAAGGAUCCCUCAUCCCUGGUUCAAGACCUGAUUAUCAGCACAAUUUCUUCCCACGACCUGUCAAGCACGACUAUUGAUGCCUUAGUCUCGCAAAUGAUAGAGACAGUUGACAACUUCAAAUGUCCUGCUAUCGGGGCACUUCAAAAUUGCAAACUUCUACCAGACAGAGCUAUCAAUGCUCUUGUCAGACGAAUAACAAACGAAACUGAAAUUGAUUCAAGAUCACUUGCCGGCUGGUUAUUCAGGGAGCAGUCUCUGCCGGACGAAGCACUUGAUGUUAUGAUUGCACUAAUUACAACAAGCAGACUUUUGUCUAUUAGAGAAGCUGCCCUUUUCGCGAUCAGAAACCGUACUCUGCCAGACUGGGCUGUUGAUGCUCUCAUUUUGACCAUGACGAGGGAACCUGACGAAAAUGUCAAUGAUGCUGCUUGGCUCGUAAUAGCAUACAUCCCUCACUUGUCAGACAAGGCUUUCGAAGCCAUAUGUCAUCUCAUCACGAACGACUCUCAGAGGUAUUAUCUUCUGGAGUAUCUACUUCAAAUUCCACUUCCACCGGGAAGUGCUUUAAAACCAGAAAGGGUUCUAGUAUCGUCCUUAGACAAAACACAAGAUUGGGAGAAUGAAUUUCCUAUCAGUAUGCUGGGAGGAUAUACAUGCCUCCCCCAAGAUGCCAUCGAAGCCUUUUUAUACCAACUUGAGGAACGGGAACCUUCGGAUGCUGCCAAGAGAGCUAUUGUAGGGGCCUUGCGGAAGCAUAGCAUUCAAUCUCUCUUCACGAGUUCAAGGGUUUUGAGGAUUGCCUACCAAAACCUAACCCAAAACUAUAAUUGGUCUACGUUUUCCUCAUACAUACAAGAUGGAUUAGUCUACUUUAUCUCUUCGGGCGUUAAGAAGAAGUUUUCACCUGCGAUGGAUGCGGAGGAGAUCAAAUUAGUGCUUUUUGAGGAAGCAGCCAGACUGGGUAAUCCCUUGGUAAAUUACUUUUACCGUGAGCGUCGCCAGGAGGAUCUGGGUUCACUUUGA
Penicillium malachiteum is the source of this 1128-nucleotide messenger RNA. RefSeq lists its product as uncharacterized. The transcript has a single exon. Bases 1 to 1128 code for a protein of 375 amino acids. NCBI's taxonomy places the organism in Eukaryota, Fungi, Ascomycota, Eurotiomycetes, Eurotiales, Aspergillaceae. The record is from RefSeq and is a predicted model, not a curated record.